AAAGGGUUCAAAGCAAAAACACAUAAAACAUUCCAUUGACAGUGUUGUUGAAAGAAGUUCACCAACAUUAUUUAAAAAUAAAUCAUUGCUGUCAAAUAAAUUGUGAUAAAAAACUAUUACCUGUAUUGCAAUGAAUACCCAAGUUCGGCCGGGACCGGAACAUGUAAGAAUACUACAAUCAGAAUCUGGCAUGUGUCGGAUGUGCACCACAGAAGCUCGCCCGGUCAUAUCGUUGAACGAAAUCGUAGAAGAUAUCAGUCUGGUUGCGAUGCUUCGAUACUGUGCAAGCCUAAUGAUCGACGAAUUCGACGGAUUUCCAUACCAAUGUUGUUCCGAUUGUAAAGGAAAUUUGCUGGUAGCCUAUAAGCUAAAGAAGAAAGUCCAACAUUCCGAUGAAUGGUUUCGUAGUCAAAGUCACAAAGAUGAGGGAAAACGAUGGAACGCUCUGGAAGAAGAUGAACAACAUUUCGUGGAUGAGACUGUCAAAAACGAGUUUUUGGAAGACUGCGAACCGAAUGUGGUUAGUGUUUACGCAGAGACAUCAUUCGCCACCGACCCAGAGUUGAAACCUUCUAUAAAAGAAGAAUUCUUGUCUGAGAAAACAAAUGAAUCGUAUAAAAAGGACGAUUCAAGAGAACAGAGCGAUGGCAGUGAAAGUAAUGCUUUCAAACCUGAAAUCGAGUCAGAUGAUGAUGAUGAUGAUGUGCCGGUUGCCAAGCUUGUAAGGCGCGGGAGAAAACGUGCCCCUGGAGGAGUCGUCAAAAGAUGUUGUCAAUGUAAAAUCACCCUUUCAUCAAUGGCCGAAGCACUUCAACACGCUCAAGACACACAUCUAGAUGCUAAGUGCACGGAUCCGGAUAAAAUUUUAUUACGACCAUAUGAAUGCCAGAUUUGCUUCAAACGUUACUCAUCUACUAAAGUUUUCUACCGACAUACUAAUCUUUUAUACUUGGAUAAUCAAUUCAAAUGUGAUGAGUGUGAGGAAUGUUUCAAUAACGAAACUAAACUUUUGAAACAUAAACAGAAACACGGCAAAGAAGUUGUUCAGUUGUACAGUAAGCGCAAAGGACAGUUACCGCGAUGUUGCGCCUGUUUCAAGCAAUUCGAAACAGAAAAAAUCCUUAAAGAACAUGCAGAAAUGGUUCACAAACCAGAAAACCUUCUAUCUACUGACAAGGAUAACAAGUAUCAAUGUGAUUUAUGCUUUAGAAGGUAUAAAAAUUUGCGUAUAUUGAAAGAUCACCACCUUAAGCCGUACAGAUUACAACAGUAUCAAUGUUCGGUUUGUGGAAAAAUAUUUCGUGAUAAAAACUGCGUAGCAGACCACGAACGAACUCAUAAUAAUGAAAGAGCGUACGUUUGUCCCAUAUGUGAUAAAGCUUUUAUGAUGAAAGACACAUUUCGGAAGCAUGUUCGCUCUCAUUCGAUUGCCGAAGAUCGAUUCAAGUGUGAAGUGUGCGGCAAAGGGUUUAAGGAAAAAAGUAAUUUGAAGGACCAUAUGAUAACCCAUAAUCCGCACCAUCGACCAAUUCUGUGCGCCGUAUGUCCAGCUACCUUUGCUCGCAAGAGUUGCCUGCAGGCUCAUAUGAAACAACACACCGGUGAAAAACCAUACAAAUGCGACCAGUGUGAUGCCGCUUACGCGUUUUCCACCGACUUGAAACGACAUAUUAUGGCACAUCAAGGCAUCAAACCGUACUUAUGCACCAUCUGCGGUAGAGGUUAUCCUCGAAAGGAUUAUCUACGGAAACACAUGGCCAAUCAUAAUAAUCAAGGGUAGUAGUAAAGAAGCACCGCAGAUGUACAAUGCAAUGUUUAAUUUAUUCUUAUAAGAAGAUGUAUGUUUUUUUCACGUUUUUAAUAUUAAAUAAGGAGAGUUUACUCAA
This is a messenger RNA of Uranotaenia lowii, 1886 nucleotides long. Its product is annotated as zinc finger protein 883-like. The record is from RefSeq and is a predicted model, not a curated record. Gene Ontology annotation, cellular component: nucleus. The transcript is spliced from 3 exons. Gene Ontology annotation, molecular function: RNA polymerase II cis-regulatory region sequence-specific DNA binding; zinc ion binding; DNA-binding transcription factor activity. Lineage: Eukaryota; Metazoa; Arthropoda; Insecta; Diptera; Culicidae. Bases 131 to 1780 code for a protein of 549 amino acids. Gene Ontology annotation, biological process: regulation of transcription by RNA polymerase II.